UCUUAGUAUUCUGGGCUUGUGCAUCAAUGACCGUCGCUGGAACCACCCAAGAACUGUCUGCAACAGUCGGAAACGAAGUUAAUAUAACGUGUCUCUUCGGUGAGGGGACGUUGCGAAAUAUAUAUUGGUACUUCAACAGUACUCUCAAGAUCCUCACCCUUGCUAAGGGUGUCCUGAACGUAGAACCACCAUAUAUAGGUCGGGCAACUCUGCAGAAUGACAAUAACACACUGUCUCUCAAAGACUUAACCAUUGCUGAUGAAGGUUCCUAUCGAUGCGAUGUAGAUCGACAGGGACAACCGGCGGUUCUUCACAUCAUCUCCGAUCUGAAAAUGUUCAGUCUCCGCCCUGGUACCCUACCGGUGGUUUCUCCCUGCACCAUGAUUGGUGAGUCCACGCACUGUACAGCUCAAGCCAAUGAUACAUUCUCUCUAACGUGCACACUAUUCAAUGUGUACCCUGUACAAGACGCGGUCCUUACCUGGUACCAAGAUGGCAAAUCAGUAGCAUCCUCUUUUGGUGAAACCUUGAACAGUGACGUAAUCGCCAAUCUGAGUCUGCGCAUUGAGGUCACCGAAACGAGGAACUUGUCAUGCCAGGCCACAUUUGUCUCUGUUGAUGGAAGGCAGCACACUGCAGUGUCAGUUGAAGCGCUGGUCAUCCCCCUCGCAGAUGAUCCAGAUACACCAAAAGAGAAAAUUGGAGGACCUGCUAUCAUUGGUAUAGUAGGCGCAGUGGUCUUCCCCAUGAUGCUUGUGAUCUACUGUUAUAAAAAACGUCGGUAUCGGAAUUGUCCAUCAUUUAACACCAGGAGGAACAAUGGAAAUCAACGAUAUGUACAAGUUCCAACGGGGGCCACAGCUACGACUUCUGCUGCCAUGGCUCCCACUACUGCUACUGUUGCUUGUACCUCAACUUCCCCGUUAAUUACUACAACUAGUAACGCUUCUACUACUUCUACUUCCCCUUCCACUCCUACUAAUGGUAACGUUACUACUACUUCCCCUUCCAGUUGUACUGUUACUACUGCUUCUGAUGCUUCUGUUUCUAGUUCUCCUACUGCUAUUGCUGUUUCCGUUACUUCUACUCCCCCCUCUACUGCUACUACUGAUUCCGUUACUUCCCCCUCUACUGCUACUACUGCUUCCGCUACUUCUACUUCUACUUCCCCCUCUACUGCUACUACUGCUUCCGUUACUUUUACUUCUACUUCCCCCUCUACUGCCCCCUCUACUGCUACUACUGCUUCCGUUACUUCUACUUCUACUCCCCCCUCUACUGCUACUACUGAUUCCGUUACUUCUACUUCUACUUCCCCCUCUACUGCUACUAUUGAUUCCGUUACUUCUACUUCUACUUCCCCCUCUACUGCUACUACUGAUUCCGUUACUUCUACUUCUACUUCUACUUCCCCUCCUCCUGCUGAUCACGUUUCUGGUGCAACUCACGCUGAAAUAAAGAGGUAAGAUUUAAUUUUAAAUGAAUUUAUUAUAAUAUUAACAUUACUGGCAUAAGACCAAGGCCAGAUUCAAUUAGACCUCGAAAUCGAUGGACACAUUUUCAAUUUAGGAAGUAGGAAGGAAACGGAAAAAACAUUUUUCUUAUGAAGAAUACGCAAUUGUAAUAUGAAGUGCAGAUCCCGAAUUUACCCUAUUUAUUGGUAAGAAACUAAGUUGUCUAUUAUUUUAGCAUUUGCACUAGAUUAUUAAGAAUGCUAACAAUUAUAUAUGUUUACUCCCUCCCCCAAAGCACAGUUAAUUGUACCUCUCUACACACGAAAAAAAUUGGAAUAAAUUGUACACCCCUAGGGGUGCUCAGGCUUGUCCCUAUACGAGUACCCCUAGCGGUGCACACGUACACCCUGAAUAGGGGUGUACAAUGUGCACCCCUAUCUGGGGUGUCUAUCUGCACCUAAGAGGGUGUACACGUCUACUCCUUAGGUUGCAUAAUGUACCCCCUCCUAAAAUAAACAGAUUGUCGAGACUUCCGAUCCAUUCACUUUCUGUAUCGAUUUUUCAGUUAUCUUUAUAGUUACCUUAGUUGGGACUCGAACUCGCCUCGUUUUAUCUGUAGUCAAGAUUCUUCCCACUCUGCCAGCGAGAAUCGCUGAGACCGGACGAGGUCUCUAGCGACAUGAUCCGAUUAUUUUUUACUUGUGCUGAUGGUUGUGAUUCAAGUAGCUCUAUCUACUGUUUGGUGUUAUCAAAUUUGAUUUUGAAACAAUUAUCAUCACAUAAAUAUUAUAUAUUUAACGAAUAAUUUCACUUAGGUAAAGUGUGGCGUUAGUGCAUUGUUAUUUCGGGUAAUCUUCGAUCACAAAUCAACUUUAUCUUUACCAUACGUCUAUCAGCGAGACUGGUGGGGUUCACACAAAGAGUUCAUGGGUGUAAAACAGACAUGUACUCUCACAAAAGAGCUAAUUUGCACCUCGAUGGUAUUGCGAGGUAUACGCACGUAUCGUACACCCCAUUUGCAUCGGGAUUUCUUAGUGUGUACACAUCUUUAAACAAGAGGUACAAAAGAUCCAGCUCCGUUAAUAACGGUGGUUGUUUUUUUUUUACUUGCACGCUGUAAGCAACUUUUCAUCGGAUAAUACACAUACACUUGCACACUGCACUUCACCAGUACGAUAGUACACCAGACGGUGGCCUUUACUGUUUCCAGAAGAAGAAUAAGGAGAUAUAUGAAGCGCUCAAAUGCAUAAUGCGCUAGAUCAAUUUGACAUCAAAUUUGGUUUUUGUCUCAAUUUAUAAACUUUUAGUAAGAGUAUACCAAAUAAAAGUUUGAAUUUCCCAUCAAAAAGUGAAGAAAAGAAAAAAACGCCACUUUUUUCAAAAGGUGUUAGAUCCAUUUCAUUUUGUUGCAAGAGGGGUUAGAUCCACAAAAAAUGACUUUUUGGAAAAGAACAUUAAAAAAAGAUUUGAAGACAGGUAGAUUUCUUUUACAUUCAAUUUUAUGUUCACGUGGUAGGAUGUCAUGCAAAUUUAGUUUCGCAUGAGAAUAUUGCAAUAUGGGAGAAAAAAAAAUAUUUUCUUAGAGUGGAACCCCUUUUGCAAACAAACUCUUCUGAAGAGCUCAUUUCUCAAAAGGGGUUAGAGUUUUUUUUCAUAAUUUUUUAUUUUUUUGUCUCGAAACUUGAAUACUUUUAGUCGCCCUGAUGAUACAAAAGAAAAUUUGAAAUUUCAAUUAAAACGUGAAUAAAAGUGGCAAAAAAAAAAUCACUCUUUUAUUUAAAAAGAUUAGAUUCAGCUCAGUUUGCUUGCAAAAUAUGUUAGAUCCGCACUGGUAAUUCUUUGAAGAAAAAAAUGAAGACAGGUAGAUUUAUUUUAUAGCCAACUUUAUGUACUAUUAUAUAUGUGCCUAGAAGUCCUUCUUCGUGAUCCUUUAAAAUGAUGCCGCAGACAGUCCGACUUCAUUUCGUUUUGCGCUCGUGUUCCUUGGUUCGUUACAUUAGGCCAUGAACCUGGUCCAUGAUUAGGCGAAGUCAUACAGCGGCGAUGAUUUCUUUUGCAUGUGCUGUGCAGGUUCUUCAAGGUUUUCCCUUGUUCCUGUAUAGGUGCCAUGUUCCCGAUAUUUCUACACGUUAGCCUAGAUUUUUUAUAUUUUUUUGCUGGAGGAUCUAUUUCAGGAAACGUUCUCUGAAAACUUAAAGAGUCCUCUGCAGGCUACCUGUCUAAUGAGGGUUGGCCACCAUUUCAAUCUUAAAGAGGAAAUAAGCUUUGGUCAUACACUUUUGUGUCCGAAAGGAGAAAAUAGAUAAAACAGAAUUGUGAAGGUUUGAAGAAUAUGGAUAUGAAUAUUUCAGAUUGGCAAUUCGGUAAGUAAAUCAUGACGAGGGGCAAGACGAACUUUUCUAUAGGAUAUGUACUUUAUUAUCAGUGAUUUGAGGGUUUUCUCAUACUACCCAUUCCCCGGGGCAGUAAUCUAAAUAUAGACCAUGUAGUACACACUAAGAAAUAAAGGUUCAAAAUUGAUCCCCGAAAGGUUGAUGCAAAAUCAGCACCCUAUGGGUUCAAAAAUAGGGGUUCAAUUCAAACUUAGGGGGGGCAGUUUUGAACCUGCAGCGUGUAAAAAUGAACCCCAACCGCAGGGUUCAAUUUUUGAACCCCAAAUCAGGCCCAGGGGUUUAAUUUUUGAACCCAUAGGGUGCUGAUUUUGCAUCAACCUUUCGGGGUUCAAUUUUGAACCUUUAUUUCUUAGUGUGUAUAUUGUUUUAUUUCCUCUUGCGAUAAAAAUAUAAUUUGAAGUCAAACUUUUGAAAAAAAAAAUGUAAUGUUAGCCAUCUGUGUAUUUAGGUACACCGAAGAGUACUCCUUGCCUUACAUUACUAUGACAUCACAUAUGCAGCAAAUUUGAAGCCUCCAUGAGUAUAGUGAUUACCAAUAUUUACAACUUUGAAAAAACAUUCAUACCUUUUUAUUGUUUGUCUGAUAUUUUUCAAAUGUUCACCUAUCAACUUGUCUGAUUUUCUUUUUUCCUCUACAAACAAAAUUAUAUUUUGUUUGGAUUCCCCUUUAAGUUUAACCAUUUUGCAACAUAUGGUACUUGUCUAAAUGGAAAGGCAUUUUUUUUUGCGUUGCAUUCAUUUCCAAAGCUUACAAAUACUCAUUCAAAGUAGACAUUUCAAGAAAAAAAAAUGUUGCCAUCGAUGAAAUUAUUUACAUCAGCCUCUGCCCUAUCAUCAAGUUUUCAAAAACCUUUUUCUUCAUCAUCAAUUAAUUCGGUCAUACAUGACACAUAUGGUAUAAAUAGGGUAUCAAAGGAAAUCUGAGGAGUUAUGUCAUUUUCAAGGAAAAUGAUUUUACAGAUUAAUAUGGGCUUUGAAUAACAGCCCCCAACAUUUCUAUUACAAUUUUGGAAACGCACUGUAUUCUGGUAUAUGAACAUGUAAUCAUACCUAUAGGGAUUAAUGCAUCAGAUCGUUCAGUCCGACUAAACAUGCUCAACAACAAGCUGUAUUACUUCUAGAAACAUGACUUAUUGACUAUAUACGUGGUUUGAUGCAAGAGAAUAGGCUCAUGCUGAAUGAAUCUGAUAAGACAUGUUUCCAAGCCGAUUUCUCAUGUUUUGACCAUCUAAUCUGUAUAAACAAAAUGGCUGCCAAAUUGGCGAUUUAGAGUCUUAUUUCUACAAUAUAUACACACAAAAAAGUAAGUCCCCCCUAAAUCAAACGAGUGGAAUGCCUCUGGCGGUCUCAUCUGCAUCACACGAUUCAAUAUAGCAGCAGUGCUGAUUUUGAAAACUACUAUAACUCGCACAAGAUGUUCAGUGAUACUUGGAUACUCUUAUUUCCACGUUUUAUGAACUAGACCAAUACACUUACAGAGAUAUGAUGGUAAUUCAACAGAUACCCCCAACAUGGCCAAAGUUCAUUGACCUUACAUGACCUUUGACCUUGAUCAUGUGACCUGAAACUAGCACAGGAUGUUCAGUGACACUUGAUUACUCUUAUGUCCAAGUUUUAUGAUAUAGACCAACACACUUUCAAAGUUAUGAUGGUAAUUCAACAAAUACCCCAACAUGGCCAAAGUUCAUUGACCUUACAUGACCUUUGACCUUGAUCAUGUGACCUGAAACUAGCACAGGAUGUUCAGUGACACUUGAUUACUCUUAUGUCCAAGUUUCAUGAAUCAGAUCCAUAAACUAUCAAAGUUAUGAUGGUAAUUCAACAGAUACCCCCAAUUCGGCCAAAGUUCAUUGACCCUAAAUGACCUUUGAUCUUGGUCAUGUGACGUGAAACUCAUACAGGAUGUUUAGUGAUACUUGAUUAACCUUAUGUAUAAGUUUCAUGAACUAGGUUCAUAUAUUUUUUAAGUUAUGAUGACAUUUCUCAAACUUAACCUCAGGUUAAGAUUUUGAUGUUGAUUCCCCCAACAUGGUCUAAGUUCAUUGACUCUAAAUGACCUUUGAUCUUGAUCAUGUGACAUGAAACUCAGGCAGGAAUUUUAGUAAUACUUGAUGAACCUUAUGGCCAAGUUUCAUGAACUAGGUCUAUUUACUUUCUAAGUUAUGAUGUCAUUUCAAAAACUUAACCUCAGGUUAAGAUUUGGUGUUGACGCCGCCGCCGCCGGAAAAGCGGCGCCUAUAGUCUUACUCUGCUAUGCAGGUGAGACAAUUAAUUUAACUUUUGAACGGAAUUAUUUUGAGCUAUGAUAUUUCUUAGGUGGUUUUUUACACUCAUUAAGCAACUCCCGGAAAAAAUGAGAUUGAUCGGAUGAGUCAUGCAUGAGUAAUUAACGAUUGAAUAAAAAUGACCAUUUUUG
Molecule: messenger RNA, 6263 nt
Organism: Lytechinus pictus (painted urchin)
Lineage: Eukaryota; Metazoa; Echinodermata; Echinoidea; Temnopleuroida; Toxopneustidae
Exons: 5
Coding region: 27-1466 (479 amino acids)
Source: RefSeq, a predicted model, not a curated record